This is a messenger RNA of Macroventuria anomochaeta, 1497 nucleotides long. RefSeq lists its product as uncharacterized. The coding region runs from base 145 to 1413 and encodes 422 amino acids. The record is from RefSeq and is a predicted model, not a curated record. Gene Ontology annotation, cellular component: SNARE complex; plasma membrane. The transcript has 4 exons. Gene Ontology annotation, biological process: vesicle fusion; exocytosis. NCBI's taxonomy places the organism in Eukaryota, Fungi, Ascomycota, Dothideomycetes, Pleosporales, Didymellaceae. Gene Ontology annotation, molecular function: SNAP receptor activity; syntaxin binding.
UCAAUCUUCGACUCCCACCACUGAACUCGGUGUUGCUGCCCAAGUGAUCGACAGCUAACCCCACACCCGUUGUUCAGCCGCAACCGCAGCAGGAGUCCACUUCGACCCAAACCUCGAACCACUCGACACCACCACAUCGCAACGAUGGGGUUCCUCAGCAAGAAGAAGGACGACGGCGACGAGAGCAACCGCAACGCUCUCUUUGGCAGCCGCAAGAAGAGCGAGAAGGCACCCACGCAGAGCAACCCAUACGCCGCCGCACCAGCCAAGGACCCCUACGCACAACCGCCACCACAAUACUCGGGCCCCAAUGACAGCUACCGCCAGGAGAAGACACCCGCCGUGACCGGCCCCGGCCAGCAGUACGGAGGUCGUGGAGGCGGCGGAGGCGGCGGAGGCUACGGUGCUCAGGGAGGCAGCUAUGGUGCCCAGAGCGGCUAUGGAAAUGACCGCUACGGUAGCUCACCUGCGCCACAGCAGAGCGCUCGCGGACCCGGCGGCUAUGGAGGCCUUGGGCGCACCAACUCGACCGACACAGACGCCAAUAGGAACGACCUCUUCGGCAACGCUGCCCAGCGCCAGCAGCAACCGCAGCAGAGCGGCUACGGGCAGCAGCCGGGCGGAUACGACUCACAGCCCGGAGGCUACGGACAGUCGACGCCUGGUGCCUACGGUGCCAGCUCGGGCGGCUAUGGCGCUUAUGGUGACCGCGAGCUGACGGCUGAGGAGCAGGAAGAGGAGGACAUCGGUGCAACCAAGCAGGAGAUCAAGUUCAUGAAGCAGCAGGAUGUCAGCAGCACACGCAACGCUCUUCGCCUUGCCCAGCAGGCCGAGGAGACGGGUCGCGACACCCUUGCCAGGCUUGGAGCGCAGGGCGAGCGCAUCCACAACACUGAGCGCAACCUCGAUCUUGCCUCCACACAGAACCGUAUCGCUGAAGAGAAGGCUCGCGAGCUGAAGACUCUCAACAAAUCCAUGUUUGCCAUGCACGUCUCGAACCCCUUCACCGCCUCCUCGCGCCGCCAAGCCCGCGACGACAAGAUCAUGGAGAACCACCACCGCGACCGCGAAGCCCGCGACGCCACCCGCAAAGCCGCCUGGGAGUCCUCCUCACGCCAGGACAACCAAAGUCGCACCAUGCAAGGCAUGUCCGGGGGCAACAAGAAGUCGUCACUCGCCGAGCGCGCUAAGUACCAGUUUGAAGCUGAUAGCGAGGAUGAUGAGAUGGAGAAUGAGAUCGACAGCAAUCUGGAUGCGCUGCAUGGUGCGGCGAAGAGGUUGAAUCAGCUUGGAAGGGCGAUGGGUGAUGAGGUUGAUACGCAGAAUAAGCAUAUUGAUCGUAUUAUUGGCAAGACGGAUAAGGUCGAUGAUCAGAUUGCUAUGAACAGGGCAAGGCUUGACAGGAUCAAGUAAGCGGGGAUUUGAAAGGGAUGAUGUGUAGAUAUAGGGAAAGCGGGCAGCUGGCACAUGAGGCGUUUGGGGUUGUUCUAUACAUCA